This is a messenger RNA of Durusdinium trenchii, 1407 nucleotides long. Lineage: Eukaryota; Dinophyceae; Suessiales; Symbiodiniaceae. The record is from the annotation of a GenBank genome assembly.
AUGGCCUUCGCCAAAGACGGCCACCAUCUCCGUGAUUCUCGUCCUCGCACUCCUGUGCGCAGCAAGCCGUGGUCUUCCGAGUUUGCUGGUGCAGCGGGCGGAAUGAUGGGCGCGGGCCGGCUGCUGCAGCUGGUGAGCGAUCACGAGCUGCAGUUGAACUCAUUGAGAGAAGGAUUUGAGGAGUUGAAGCAGGAGAAAAUCGAUCGCACCGGCCUUGAGACCUUAGCCCUGCGCCGAAGCCUGACAGCCCUGGCUGGCUCCGGUGCGGCCAAGACUCCGAGCGCAGCGCAGGAAGUGGCGAAGUGUGGCUCCAAGACAGGCUGCACCACUCGCAACACACCAAAGGCCGCUCCGCCCGCAGCCACGGCCGCUCCCACGACCGCGAGAGCUCCGACGGCGUCCGCCAAGACAGACGUGUCGCGGCGGCCCAGCCUCUGCAGCACCUCCUCCGGUGGCUCCGACGUGACCGGCUGCACGAGCGGCUGCGCGAGCAGCUGCACAAGCGGCUGCAGCACGGCCAGCAGGCGCGCCAACAGCAAUGUGAGUGCGAAGGCGAAGGUUGCAAAGUUCACCAAGCCCAAAGACGAUGCUUCACAUGCGUUUUCUCGAGGUGCGGUUUCUACGCGGAUCAGGAGUCAAAGCCCCACUCGCCCAGCCAGUGCCACACCCUCCACACCACGUCGCAUGGGUGCCACCGGCCCCACGGGCCGCGCCGUGAGCUCGUCGCCGCUACGUACACCCCGACAGCGCGAGCCGAAGAGCUUGUUUGAGGUGGCACAACCGCUUCUGGAACCGCACACCAGCAAAGAGAAGCGUGCCUUAGCACUGGGCGCCUUGUCUCGUUGUCUCAGAGAGGGCGCCUCUCCCCACCGCUGGGAUGGCCCUGAGACACCCCUGAGGGCGGCCGUCGGCGCACAGAGCAGCGAGAUGGCGCGGCUGCUGAUUCACGCCAGGGCCGACCCCAACGAGAAAGAUGCCAAAGGUGUUUGUGUACUUCAUUCAGCCUCCUUCGAUGGCCUAACAGACCUUUGCCAGACCCUGCUGAAAGGCAGAGCUGAUGCGAACGCUGCAGAUCAGCAUGGGCAGACGGCCUUCUUUUUCGCGCCCAGCAGUUCAGUUUGUGACAUCCUUUUGGAGCACAAGGCCAAUGUCAAUGCGGUGAACCAAAAGGGCCAGUCACCGCUCCAUUUGGCCAGCCGCGCGGGCCUCUCGGAGGUUCUCAUGUGGUUUGCGCCGCGGAUCAGCCGGGAGAUUGUGGACUUGCGGGACAUUCACGGGGCCACUGCAGCCUAUUAUGCACGGCAUGCUGGUGUCAGCGCGGACUUUUUGACAAAGCACAAGCUGAGCACCAUUGAUGCCGCAAGUGAGCCAGCAACAUCGUCGCUUCUUGGCCCACAAAACGCUUGA